Messenger RNA from Oncorhynchus tshawytscha (Chinook salmon), 1090 nucleotides. RefSeq names its product cytochrome c oxidase subunit NDUFA4. Bases 189 to 434 code for a protein of 81 amino acids. Lineage: Eukaryota; Metazoa; Chordata; Actinopteri; Salmoniformes; Salmonidae. The record is from RefSeq and is a predicted model, not a curated record. The transcript has 4 exons.
CACAAGCCUGUAUGUAACUCACCCUCGGAGUUUGAUCAGCAACACGUGACUACGGAGGGCCCUCCAAGCGAGUUUAUAAGAGUGGUUGAGGCAAGUGGCUGGUUUGGGAAUCACUGCUAAUAUUGCUUACUCACAAUUAAUAUAAUAAUUUUGACAUUUAUAAUAAAUUAGAGCAACUGCAAUCAAAAAUGAUUAGAAUAGCGAUGGGACACGCAAAGAAGCAUCCAGGGCUCAUCCCCCAGUUCCUUGUCGUCUUGUUGGGAAUAGGAGGAGCCUCUAUGUACUUGUUCCGUCUUGCAAAUGGGCCCCAUGUUAACUGGAACAAGAAGAACAACCCUGAGCCCUGGAAUCAACUUGACCCUACCUACCAGUACAAGUUUGUGGCCAUAGGCACAGACUACAAGAACCUGAAGAAGGAGGGACCUCAAUUCUGAGAAUCCUUCCUCCUAUCCAAAUGGCACAAGGUCCAGCCCACCUUACUGCAGUCAAUGUAAAAAGCCUUCAGUCAUAUUGUUCCUAUCAGACAUGUGUGUUACUGCUGCUAUGCACGUGUUAAACUGCUGUUGGUAGUGGGAAAAUAAAGCUAACGAAAUGUGAAUGCUGAAGAUCCGUCUAGUGACGCCAGCCUGGCAUGUUGAUUCAAAAUUGUCUUGUUUGAUUUGUUUCAAUAUUUCAAAAAGAGCUGUGAAUUUUGAUAAAGUUAUAUUGUACUGUAUGAGUUAUGGAUUUUUUUUGUUACAGGGAAACUGUUAUUCUGUCCGUUUUGAUGUGAGGUGACUGGUUUAGAGAUUGCGUGUGAUGUUUUAUGCCUUUUUGGUGAAAUGUUUUGGGCCAUGCAAAGUGAUGUUAAUUAUAGACGUAGGGCUACUGAUAUUUGCCGCUCUGGAAAGAAUACAAGUUUGGUUGAAACCCAUGUUAAUGGCGACAUUGUAAAUCUAGCUCCUGACAACCUCCAGUUUGUCAGUGUAUUUGUAUGCAUUUAGACUUACUAUUUUGUAUUGGUUUUUACAUUGAAUACUUCUAAUAUGUAGCCUCUGCCAUUUGUAUUCUUAUUGCUUAACUGUAAUAAACCGGAUUACUUUUAAUUUGA